GUCGCUGGAAUUGUGGGUCGUAGAAUCGUGAAAACAGGGAACACAUGUACGCACGUAUUUUUUGUUGAUUUUUUUUAACAAAACAGAAGACGAAUAUGCCUUCCAAUAAAAACUUUAGAAGGAAGAGAGAUGAUUCUGACGACGAGGAGGACGAGGAGACAACAACAGAAGUCAGAUCUAAACUUGAUGAAGCAAAGGAAAUUCAGAGUCUUAGAAAAAGACAGAGUGGCGUGAGCAUUACAGCCUUACUGGUGGGUGAAAAAUUGCCACCUGAAUCGGAGAUCGAGGAUGAUCCCUUUAAAUUGAAGACAGGGGGAGUUGUGGAUAUGAAGAAAAUCAAAGACAGGAACAGAGACAUGACGGAAGACGAGACCGAUUUGAAUCUGGGAACGUCAUUCUCAGCAGAGACAAAUCGUCGUGAUGAAGAUGCUGACAUGAUGAAGUACAUUGAGACAGAACUUAAGAAGAAGAAGGGACUGGUAGAGGCAGAGGAGCAAAAGGUGAAGGCGAAGAACGCAGAGGAUCUUCUGUAUGAGUUGCCAGAGAAUAUCCGAGUCUCAUCCGCCAAGAAAACAGAAGAAAUGCUUUCCAACCAGAUGCUGAGUGGCAUUCCGGAAGUCGACCUUGGAAUUGAUGCCAAGAUAAAGAACAUCAUUAGCACCGAAGACGCCAAGGCCAAGCUCAUAGCGGAGCAACGCAACAAGAAGAAGGACAGCAGCACUUCCUUUGUACCUACAAACAUAGCAGUGAACUAUGUUCAACACAAUCGCUUCUACCAUGAAGAUGUGAAUGCACCAGCAAAAAGACACAGAGAGGAGCCCAAAGCUCGGCCACUUCGAGUGGGGGACACUGAGAAACCUGAACCAGAAAAAACGCCUCCUAAUCGCAAGAGACCAGCCAAUGAGAAGGCCACAGACGACUACCAUUAUGAGAAGUUUAAAAAGAUGAACAGGAGAUAUUGAACUGACUUGUCUGAGGAUAUCUAUGACUGUCCAGGUCUUUUUCCAAUUUCCUAUAACAUUGUACUGCAUUAAAAUAUCUCUUUGUUAUUAUAGGUCUUUGUAAGUUUUUUCAUUAAAGCCAUAAAGCAAGAAAUGGGUAUUUAAAAUCAAACAGUAAUGAUGACAAAAUUAAGAAAACGAGUUCAGGUUUUAAAGAGAUCUUGCAAAAUGAAGGUGAAGUGUUUCACACGUUUAAAAUUUAACACUUGUUCCUUUUUGUAAUGGUGACAAAUCUCUCAAUUUGUUAGCAUUUGAAAAAGUGCAGCUAACAAUUUUUAUUACACAAAACUGCUGUGUAAAUAAUUUACCAGGCUUUUGUUUUUGUUGCAAAAGGGCAAAAUUUGUAUUUUGAGCAGAGGUGGCAU
This is a messenger RNA of Lepisosteus oculatus (spotted gar), 1366 nucleotides long. NCBI's taxonomy places the organism in Eukaryota, Metazoa, Chordata, Actinopteri, Semionotiformes, Lepisosteidae. The record is from RefSeq and is a predicted model, not a curated record.